This is a messenger RNA of Nanorana parkeri, 1705 nucleotides long. Its product is annotated as multidrug and toxin extrusion protein 2-like. The transcript has 17 exons. Lineage: Eukaryota; Metazoa; Chordata; Amphibia; Anura; Dicroglossidae. Gene Ontology annotation, molecular function: xenobiotic transmembrane transporter activity; antiporter activity. Gene Ontology annotation, cellular component: membrane. The coding region runs from base 7 to 1698 and encodes 563 amino acids. The record is from RefSeq and is a predicted model, not a curated record. Gene Ontology annotation, biological process: xenobiotic detoxification by transmembrane export across the plasma membrane.
AUUCAAAUGGAGCAUGAUAGCCACUGUAUACGAAAUCAAGGAAAUGGAAUUACCCAGCAAAUUCUCCAACUGCUGCAAAAUAGUUGUAGCUUUAUCCUUCACAAGAUACACCUAGGCAUCCCAAGUAACCCAUCCCAGGAAAUCAAGCAGCUAUGUGCAUUAGCAGGACCUCUGAUCAUCUCACAGAUGCUAUGUUUUCUCAUCAACAUCGUCAGCUCCGUGUUUUGUGGUCACCUGGGGAAAGUGGAGCUGGAUGCUGUCACGCUUGCCAAUGCAGUUAUUUCAGUCACUGGUCUUUCAGUGGGCCUUGGCUUAUCUUCAGCAUGUGACACUCUAAUUUCACAGAUAUUCGGAGGGACCAAUCUAAAGUUAAUUGGCAUUGUCAUGCAGCGUGGAAUCCUUGUACUACUGCUGGCUUGCUUUCCUUGUUGGGCACUGUUCAUAAACACUGAGAAUAUUCUAUUGCUCUUCAGACAAGACCCAGCUGUGGCUCGUCUUGCAGAAGAUUAUGUACUGGUUUUUAUCCCUGCACUUCCAGCUGCAUUCCUAUAUCAACUACAGGCACGGUACUUACAAAAUCAGGGAAUUGUGAAGAUACAGAUCAUUGUCAGUAUCAUAUCAAAUAUCAUAAAUGGCUUCGUGAACUAUAUCUUUCUCUUUGUUCUGGAGUUUGGAGUUAUGGGUUCAGCUUGGGCCAACACUAUUGCUCAGUUUUCACAGGCACUUUUAUUAUUCCUUUAUAUUCGGCUUAAGAAACUUCAUGUACAUACAUGGGGAGGUUGGUCAAUGGUGUGUUUGAAAGACUGGAACACCUUUGUAGCAUUAGCGGUGCCGAGCAUGCUUAUGGUGUGCAUAGAGUGGUGGACCUAUGAAAUUGGCAGCUUUCUUGUAGGCCUGAUAAACGUGGUGGAGCUCGGUGCCCAGUCUGUUAUAUAUCAGGUGGUGACCAUUGCAUAUAUGAUUCCAUAUGGUAUAGGUAUGGCUACCAGUGUCCGAGUCGGCAAUGCACUUGGUGCAGGUGAUAUUGAACAAGCAAAGAAGUCCAUAAUAGUUGCUUUCCUUAUAACAGCGUUUUUCAUGAUUUUGGAUGCAAUACUGCUUGCAGCCUUGAAGAAUGAGUUCUCGUACAUAUUUACUAGUGAUGGAGAGAUAGCCACUCUUGUUUCUGAAGUUAUACCUUUAUAUAUUGUGUUCCACAUGUUUGAAUGUGUUGCUUGUGUAUCUUGUGGUGUACUUAGAGGAAUAGGAAGACAGAAGAUUGGAGCACUCAUUCUUGCCAUCGGCUACUAUGUACUUGGAUUGCCAGUGGGUGCCGCUCUCAUGUUUGCAGCUAGGGAGGGCAUAAAAGGUCUUUGGAUUGGAAUGAUUCUCUGUGGAGUGUUCCUGUCUCUUUUCUUCACUGUCUAUCUUGUAAAAGUAAGCUGGGAGGAUGUCUCCCUUGAAGCUCAAGCAAGAGCAGGAAUGCCAUGUAAUGAGACAGUUCCUUCAGUGGCAAAGAACACAUUGGACAUGAUUGCAUUAUCAGAGGUCUCUACUCAACAGACUGAAACAAAGCAGUUGUCCUUACAAGAACCAUAUGCCUCCAGAGACCCCUUACCAAUGAAGGAUGUGGUUGUUCUGCGUGGACUCACUCUAGCUCUGGCCAUUGCUAUGCUUUUAACUGGAAUUCUAAUUAAAGUUUGGAUAUCUGUUAAAUGAAUAGUAU